Peronospora matthiolae is the source of this 702-nucleotide messenger RNA. The record is from the annotation of a GenBank genome assembly. NCBI's taxonomy places the organism in Eukaryota, Oomycota, Peronosporomycetes, Peronosporales, Peronosporaceae.
AUGGCAACGUGGAUGACACUUGCUGUCGCCUCGAGCGCCACGAGCGUCGGCUUGGCGCUCUACGUACUCCACCUGCGCGCUUCGCUGCGCGAAGCAGCGACACGCAACGACACGCUCUGGACAGCAGAGGAUCUCGUUGCCGCGCGUCGCAGUAUCUUCCCAAUGGACUACGACCACGACCGCCGCGUGCCCCGUGCCGUGUUGGACAAGAUGUUGGAGGGCGCGAACUGGGCGCCCACUCACGGCCGGACAGAGCCGUGGCGCUUUGUCGUGUUUGCUUCGUUACCCAAGCGCCAGGAGCUCGGGGAGUUCUUAGCGAGUGUUUAUCGAACGACUGUCCCGUCUCAGAAAGUACUUGACUCAAAGUAUAGGAAACUCGUAAAUAACUGCACAACGUCGUCGUAUGUGGUCGCCAUUUGUCUUAAACGACAGAAAAGCCGAAAAAUUCCCGAAUGGGAAGAACUGUGUGCUGUGGCUUGUGCCGUGCAGAACAUGCACUUGGUGGCCACGGCACACGGCGUGGGCGCGUACUGGAGCUCGGGGGCCAUUAGCACCGAGUCACAGGAAAUGAAAGAAUACCUGCAAUUAAGCGAGGCCGACAAGUGUUUGGGACUCUUUUACGUGGGUGCACCGAACCCACGUGCGGUGAUUGCCAAGGGCGUGCGCAAACCGAUUGAGGAGAAAGUCAGCUGGCGUGAGUAA